Messenger RNA from Colossoma macropomum (tambaqui), 774 nucleotides. Its product is annotated as cytochrome c oxidase subunit 4 isoform 1, mitochondrial. The record is from RefSeq and is a predicted model, not a curated record. Lineage: Eukaryota; Metazoa; Chordata; Actinopteri; Characiformes; Serrasalmidae. The coding region runs from base 131 to 658 and encodes 175 amino acids. The transcript is spliced from 5 exons. Gene Ontology annotation, biological process: mitochondrial electron transport, cytochrome c to oxygen.
GACACCUGACCGACUUUACCAACUGACCCAUGUUUGACUUUGCUCAUAUCACGUAGGCGAGUUGGAGACGAGCAAAGGCUUUCACUACUGAAGAAGUAUCCUACAUUAAAGUCCCACCUCUGCUGUCCAGAUGCUGUCUACCCGAGCUCUGGUCCGGGGGCUGCAGGCCGGACUCUGGAGGAGAGUGUCCACCUCCACUGGUGCACUGGCUGCCCACGCUCAUGCCUCAGCCGUGGAUGUGAUUGACUGCAGCGUUCCUCAGUACAACAACCGCCUGGACACACCACUGCCCGACAUCCCAUUCAUCACAAAUCUCACUCCCGAGCAGAAGACACUGAAGGAGAAGGAGAAGGAUGCGUGGACCAAUCUUACCAAGGAGGAGAAACUUGCACUGUACAGGCUCUCCUUUGAACUGAGCUAUGCUGAGAUGAAGAAGGGAUCAGAUGAGUGGAAGACUGUGCUGGCCGGCAUCUUCUUCUUCCUCGGCUUCACCGGCGUUUUGGUAUGGUGGCAGCGCAUUUACGUGUACGGUGACGUUCCCCACACCCUGUCGCCUGAAUGGGUGGAGAAGCAGACCCAGAGGAUGAUCGACAUGAGGGUGAAUCCUGUGCAUGGCUUCAGCCACAAAUGGGACUAUGAGAAGAAACAGUGGAAGUAGGAGAAUCACUUUCGCUACAAGUUUAGCGAAACCCAUCUUUAACCUGUGGAAGACUCAAAGCUCAACCGCCUUAAAACAUAUUCAAUAUGUCCAAUAAAGACAGACUGGAAUGUAAA